This is a messenger RNA of Xenopus laevis (African clawed frog), 1007 nucleotides long. It is a transcript of the gene psmd10.S, whose product is annotated as proteasome 26S subunit, non-ATPase 10 S homeolog. The record is from RefSeq and is a predicted model, not a curated record. Gene Ontology annotation, cellular component: cytoplasm; nucleus. Bases 61 to 744 code for a protein of 227 amino acids. The transcript has 5 exons. NCBI's taxonomy places the organism in Eukaryota, Metazoa, Chordata, Amphibia, Anura, Pipidae.
AACCUCAUUGAUUGGGCCUUUAGUCGAGCGGUUCAGCAGUCUCGCGCCAUAGGCAGCAGCAUGGAUGAGGUAAGGGUGUCUGAUGUUGAGGUCUGUAACCUGGCUUAUGGGGGCCAACUGGAGGAGUUGAAAAGUCUUAUCCUAGCCGACAAGUCGCUGGCCACAAAGACAGAUCAGGAUGACAGGACUGUUCUGCACUGGGCAUGUUCAGCAGGGUGCAAAGAGAUUGCAGAAUACUUACUGAAAUUAGGUGUGCCUGUUGAUGCCAAAGAUGAUGCAGGAUGGACUCCUUUACACAUUGCAGCUUCCGCUGGUCGGGAUGAUAUUGUGAGAGCGCUCAUUGGAAAAGGGGCCCAGGUGAAUGCAGAAAAUCAAAUUGGCUGUACUCCAUUACACUAUGCAGCAUCCAAAAAUAAACAUGAGAUUGCUUUAAUGCUGCUUGAAAAUGGAGCCUCUCCUGAUGCAAAGGAUAAUUUGGAGUCAACUCCACUGCACCGUGCGGCUUCCAAAGGCAACCUAAGAAUCAUUCAGAUCCUUCUAAAGCACCAAGCAUCAACUAAUAUUCAGGAUACGGAAGGGAACACACCGCUCCACCUUGCCUGCGACGAGGAGAGAGUAGAAGAAGCCAAGUGUUUGGUUGAACAUGGAGCAAGUAUUUAUAUUGAAAACAAGGAAGAGAAAACACCAUUACAAGUUGCAAGGGGGGGAUUAGGAUCUUUGUUGAGGAGAAUCGUAGAAGGGUAGUUUUUUUCAUUCGUUUUUUGUGCAUCCGCCAUCUUGCUUUCUCCCAGAACAAGUAGCACCCGUUAUGCCUUGUAGAAGUGGCGGCCUUUACAAAAGUUUACAAAAGUUAAACCAUGGUUGCAAAGUUCUCGAAUAAAGUUAGUUGCCAGAUCACUCAUGUAAUAUCCAAAGCAUAACCCAAACAAUGAUCUAAAACAAGCCAAGAGAUGCACUACUUUAAUUUACAUACUGUAAAAGCUGUUUGUUAUUAAAGGUCUAUGGAA